AUGUCGGCCACUGCUUGUGCACCAGCCGGCUGCGUUCGCCAGACCAUCGCAUUCUUCCAGCCUUCCCUUGCCUCCUCUCCGCCAUUAUACAAUCAUCCGUCCUCGUCCUCUUCAACAAGUAUCAACAGCCACUUUUCGCAUUGCCUGUCUUCCUCUUCUUCCUCCUCACUUACGCCGCCGAUCGCGGAUUCGUCUCCUUUCCACGCAUCAGACCCUUUUGCCACUCUCUUUCCCGGCCAUCCAUACUUUGCCCAGGACCAAUACCCUCUUUCUACGGCGGGACAGGAUAUCCCAGAUUUCUCACAGAGCUGGGAACUCUACGACGACCCAUUACAAGCGCUCCUUUCUACUGAGGACUUCGAUUUCAGCAACCCUCAGGGUCAGGUCCUUAUUCCUUCCUUCGAGAAUAGCCCUAUUCAAACGCCAGUGUCAACGGAGGACUCGUUAUACUCCAUGAAAGACUGUGAUCCAUGCCUCCUUGACAUCCCCCUGACCCGUGAUGCCGGGAGCUCCGUUCCCGAGGUGAACAACAACGUCUCAACAGUAACCAAUUCAGUCCCUACUUUAUCUAUAAGACCCGACUUGUCCAGUACGAUUGUUCCCGAUGUUUGCCCCAGCCCUGAAUCAUCUUCUAGCUCGACCACCAAGUCAAGUGGUAGCCGGAAACGGUCACGUGCAGAUGAUGACAAUCGAUCUGCAGAGGAAAUUGCAAGUGAGAAACGGCAGCGUAAUACCAUGGCUGCUCGCAGGUUCCGCAAGAGAAAGGAAGAUCGGAUCUGCAGCCUGGAGAAACAGCUGGCCGAUGCCCUCAAGGAACGGGACGAACUCAGGCUUCAGGUUGCAAGGCUCGAGGGACAAAAUAUGAUGCUACGAAAGUGCUAG
Nannizzia gypsea CBS 118893 is the source of this 882-nucleotide messenger RNA. RefSeq lists its product as hypothetical. Gene Ontology annotation, molecular function: DNA-binding transcription factor activity. NCBI's taxonomy places the organism in Eukaryota, Fungi, Ascomycota, Eurotiomycetes, Onygenales, Arthrodermataceae. Gene Ontology annotation, biological process: regulation of DNA-templated transcription. The coding region runs from base 1 to 882 and encodes 293 amino acids. The record is from RefSeq and is a predicted model, not a curated record. The transcript is spliced from 2 exons.